AUUUAAAUUCAUACGACUUUUUCUUAACACAUCCAUCCAUGUAACUUGUGUCUAACAAACCAGCGUUACAAACGGUAAUUCAAGUCUAGCACAUCCAGUGGAGACAAGAUCCACCCAUUUCCUGCAAAUUGCAUUCAUCAACAUUCAGGAAAAAAUCAAUGGCAUCAAGGAUUCCUCAGAUGCAAUCAAAGGUAGCUCAAGCAUCAGCAGCAGUGUCAAACCAUGGAAGUUCAUAUUACAAGCUGUUAAUGGAGCAGAACAAACACUAUAUCCAAGAACCACCUACGGUCGAAAAGUGUCAGUCAUUGGCCAAACAAUUGUUGUAUACUCGACUCGCCAGUAUUCCUCAUCGUUACAAUGUAUUGAGGAAGGAAUUGGACUAUGCUAAGAACAUAAUGAAGAACAAGCAGGAUCUGAACUUGGAGAGUGCUAGCUAUGCUGCUUUGUUUGGACUUGAAUGUUUUGCAUGGUUUUGUGGGGGUGAGAUUGUGGGAAGAGGAUUCACUAUCACUGGCUACUAUGUUUAAUUGUUGAAAAUUUGCAUGUUUUGAUCAUAAGAUCUUUGAUCUACUUUAAUUUGAUGUCAUGAAAUGACAAUUGAAUUA
Messenger RNA from Lathyrus oleraceus (garden pea), 605 nucleotides. RefSeq lists its product as uncharacterized. Gene Ontology annotation, biological process: proton motive force-driven ATP synthesis. The record is from RefSeq and is a predicted model, not a curated record. NCBI's taxonomy places the organism in Eukaryota, Viridiplantae, Streptophyta, Magnoliopsida, Fabales, Fabaceae. The transcript is spliced from 3 exons. Gene Ontology annotation, molecular function: proton transmembrane transporter activity. Bases 159 to 527 code for a protein of 122 amino acids.